AUGCGUCAUCUGACGUCGUUGCUCAUUUUAUCAUCCCUAAUCUUCACACUUUCGCUGUGCUAUGCCAAACCCGUAUUCGGACCGAUCGGAGUGGCCGAAAAACACAAAAUUGUCAAGAUGCUCGAGAACGAACAGUGAGUAGUUAGUAGCCAAAUAUGGACUGAAAUUAGGUCGCUCGCCGCUCGAUCACGUGUCUUCGGCGGUCACUUUAUGGCCUUUUUGGGCAAAUAAAUUCCGUGCUCCCCUCGUCCCAAACAUUCUUUAUCUCGCUGUUUCUCUCAUAUUUGGUAGUCGGAAAUGCGUCACGUUUGUCACAACUUUACACAGUUUUUCUAUGCGUUUCGGUUCGUUUCGGGUGCAAUGCAGACUAGUGCUGUGACAUUUGUUAAAAUUUAAAUAAUUUUUGGAUGUUUGGAUUUUGAAUGCGGUCACACCGUGCUAAUCCGAAUAGUUCAAUAGAGCGCACUUCCUCAAGUAGUCUAGUGCCAGGCAACCAAAAGAAUCCGAAACAUCUGAAAACAGGACAAAGUGUAAACGAGGACUAUAGUUAGAGCCACACCGUCUUACCGUCCUAAUCCGGGCGGCACGAUAACGAUGUGUCGAGAGGGAGAGAGAGAGAGAGAGAGGGGGUCUACUUGUUGCGUAACACAAAGGUUCCAAAGUCCGACGCGAUGACCAGCGGGACGACGGACGUACUGUGAGCGGAUUAUUAGGGGAAGAGCACAACGGGUAUUUCGGGCCGGCCGCAUCGCUCGAAUUCUUGAAACAGCUGAGGUGGACAACGUGACUUUUGGGAGAAACCGCUGGAAUUCUAAGAGCGGAAAGACGCAGAGAAGCGGAGAGGGUCACAUUCUGGAGCAGAAUCUUGAGUACUUGCGGACACGAUGCACCUAGAGUCUCCGUCAGCUCCAUUUUGCGUGCCAAAUCUGAUUCGCAUCCAAAAACGUCGCACUUUGUCCCUUCGUUUCAACGAAAUUCUCCGAAACCGGAGCAUUUCACCGAAACCUUGACUCGAUUAAUCGGCUUACGGUUUCGAACUGUUAUUGAAUUAUUAGCUGCUUUCACGAAAUGACGUCUGUCAUUUGACGCGGCGCAAAUGAAGUGACUUGAAAAGGGAUUACUGUAGCAAUCAUUAUGAUGAUUUGUAUUUUGUUUCAGGAAAUCACUUCAAAUGUUGGAGGAAGAGCAGGCGCUUCUGGAGAGGGUCGUCGAGACAUUGAGCAAAGAGAUCGAGGACAAAGAGGCGCACAUUGAGAAACUGAGAUGUGAGUUUGAAGAUUGACACUUAGCAUAAUCUUUUGAUAUAACUUUCAAAUUUUGUUAACCAAACUCCAACAUUUCGAAACCCUCUGUUUUUCUUUCUUGUGAAUCAUUUCCGACCCGCGCUCGUUUCUAGUUUGAUUCUUUUCAGCAUUCACACGUGGCCGUGGUGCCGUCGUCGCCGACAUUUACGAUGACUAUCGGACCAACUACAAGAUCGUUUCGAACGCUCGGCCCGGCCGGUGA
Messenger RNA from Caenorhabditis sp. 36 PRJEB53466, 1506 nucleotides. The record is from the annotation of a GenBank genome assembly. Lineage: Eukaryota; Metazoa; Nematoda; Chromadorea; Rhabditida; Rhabditidae.